This is a messenger RNA of Momordica charantia (bitter melon), 1381 nucleotides long. The record is from RefSeq and is a predicted model, not a curated record. NCBI's taxonomy places the organism in Eukaryota, Viridiplantae, Streptophyta, Magnoliopsida, Cucurbitales, Cucurbitaceae.
UUGAAGUGCAUACAGAGAGUGAUAUCAAGGAGAAACUAUUUGGUUGUUGAAGCGAGUUAGUCCUGCAUCAAUUGAAAAUGUCUCAUCCAACAAUUGUGAAUGGUGGUUAUUGGCUAAGCAACACAGCGGGUAAACUUCCCGCUUCUAACAUUGAUGCUACGCUUUACACCCAUCUCUUCUGUGGAUAUGCAGAAAUCAAUGCCACAAGUCAUGAAGUGACGAUUCCUUCCACAGAAGUGAGUCACUUCUCCGAAAAGGUGAAAAUGAGCAAUCCGAACGUGAAAACUCUACUGUCUAUUACAGGAGACAGUAAAGUUUUCUCUGACAUUGCAAAGGUGCCAACAGCACGAGACACGUUUAUCAAAUCCUCGAUCAAGGCAGCUGUUAAUAGUGGGUUUGACGGCCUUGAUUUGCAAUGGUUGUACCCAUCUUCUCCAACUGAUAUGCAAAACUUUGAAACCUUAAUUGGGAAGUGGCGGCAGGCGGUUGUGGACGAUGCUAGAACCUACAACCGAGCGGCACGGAUCCUGGUGGCUUCGGUGCCGAACCUACCAUACAUUGAGAAGAAUGUUGAGUACCCAGGUGAAGCAAUCAAACAAAACCUGGACUGGGUGAACCUUGUUUGUUAUGACUUUUACACCCCAGCCGAGGGUUCGUCCGCAGGUAACACUGGACCAUCCUCCGCGCUCUUCAACCGCAAUAACGGGUCCUUGUCUGCAUGUUUCGGGAUCGAAUCCUGGACAAAAUAUGUUCCUGCAACCAAGAUCGUAUUCGGAAUCCCUUUCCACGGGUGGGCGUGGCAACUGGCGGACCCUCCCGAAUACGAUGUGUUUUCGAAAGCGAGUGGGCCAGCUGCGUCUGAUGUAGGCUAUGUGAUUGGCACCGACGGCCAAAUGGAGUACUCGGAGGUGAAAAAGUUCAUAGGCGCCAACGCCUGCAAGGGUAAAAAUAUCCCAAAUGACCCCAGAUUUGGUAUUGCCUACGCCUAUGCCAAUGCCACCUGGAUUGCGUACGAAAGUGAAUCCACCAUUCCUGUGAAAAUUGAAUUGGCAAAGCAAAACCAGCUGCUGGGUUACUUUGCUUGGAACAUUUCUGGCGACGACGACGUCAACACUCUUUAUAACGCUGCCAAAACCAAUUGGCAUUGAUCAAUUGCAUGCUGCUGCUGCUUCUGCUUUGGUUGGUUUUCUAUGUCUGCAACGCCAACACCAACACCAACUCUACUACUUCAUCUUUUCCAAUAAAAUAAAUGCAUGCUCCCCUCCACCGUACCUGUGUGUCUGUGUGUCUUACUUUUGUUUUCUGCUCCUUCUCACUACUCUUAUCUUGUCUUUCCUUUCAUUUCUCUCUUACUGUGUAUUUCCUAUUAUCCAAUAAUAAA